This is a messenger RNA of Arachis ipaensis, 2364 nucleotides long. The record is from RefSeq and is a predicted model, not a curated record. Lineage: Eukaryota; Viridiplantae; Streptophyta; Magnoliopsida; Fabales; Fabaceae.
AUGGCAAAAAUCCCCGGCGAGGUGGGUACCUGCGGGGAUUUACCCGUCGGGGAGCAGGUGUCGAGGCAGUCGAGCUCACCACCGCGGGUCUUCCUCUUCGCAUCGCCGGUCUUCGCUGGUCUUCCUUCCCCUUUUUUCUGCCAGGUUCAGAUUAAACCCAACAGUGUUUAUAAAACAAAUUUUCCAAUUCCCAUAUUAUACUCUUCAAUUCAUUUCUAUGCUUCUCUGCUUAUACACUCUCGGUCACAUUCUAUCAAUGGCGAAAUGUCUUCUUCGGAUGCAUUGAGUAAUACUCUUGAGAAGAGUACUCCAUCGGAGGAACCUAUAGGCACUAAUACUCAAACUACACAAGAGGAUCCUCAAUCUCAACCUCAAGAACCCCCAACGGAUACCGCAACUACUAAUAAAGGAACGACAAACUCUACAAGUGGUGUUCGAAAGAGGAAGUUGACCUCCGAAGUGUGGAAUCAUUUCAAGAUUGUGGAAAUCAAGGAAAAAUUAAAGGCUGAAUGCAAUUAUUGCAAAUCGAAACUACUUGGUGACCCAAAACAAGGCACUUCACACUUGCGUGAUCACUUCAAAAGCUACAAGCUCCGCACCACUAGAGAUAUAAGACAGUGUAUGAUGAAGACAACUCCAACAAUUAGUGGGGAAACAGUUGUGGUUGGUGCAUAUACCUUCGACCAAGAAAAUGCAAGAAAAGAGUUAUCAGUUAUGGUUUGUCUUCACGAGUAUCCGCUAUCUAUUAUGGACCACAUUGGGUUUCGACGAUUUUGCAAUGCUUUGCAACCUCUCUUCAAGGUGAUUACUCACAACACUUUAAAGAGUGACAUCUUGAAGCUCUACAAUGAUGAGAGAUCGAAGACAAUGAAUGUCCUUGGGCCAAGCAACCAAAACAAAGGUUAUAUGGCAAUCACGACUCAUUACAUUGAUGAUUCUUGGAAAUUGCAAAGCCGUCUUGUGAGGUUUAUAUAUGUGCCGGCUCCCAACACGGCUGAGGUACUUUCAGAGGUUCUUGUGGAUUGUUUGAUGGAUUGGAAUCUUGAUAGGAAGGUAUCCACUUUGACUGUUGAUAAUUGUAGUACUAAUGACGUUAUGAUUGAGAAUAUUUUGACUAAAAUGUCACAUAGAAACUUCAUCUUGGGUGGUAAAUUAUUUCACAUGCAAUGUUGUGUGCAUAUAUUAAAUUUGAUUGUCAAGGAUGUGUUACAACUUAUUUCACAUGCUAUUGAAAGGGUGAGGGAUAGUGUUCAUUAUUGGACUGCAACACCUAAAAGAGAAGAAAAAUUUAAGGAAACAUGUGCACAACUUAAAAUACCCUACACAAAAAAUCUUUGUCUUGAUUGUAAAACUAGGUGGAAUUCAACAUUUUUGAUGCUUGAAGUUGCAAUUAUGUAUAGAGAUGUAUUUGAAAGAUUGUCAUUGCGUGAGAGUCAAUAUAAAUCUUUGCCUAGUGAGAAGGAUUGGGAUAUGGCGGAUGAGAUUUUUCAAAGAUUGAGGGUAUUUUUUGAUGUGACUGAAUUAUUUUCUGGAAUAACUUAUCCUACAUCAAAUCUUUAUUUUCCUAAGAUUUGUGUGAUUAAUUUGGCUUUGAUGGAGUGGAAAAAUUGUGGAAAUGAGAUAAUUGAAAUAAUAGCUACUAGUAUGAUAACUAAGUUUGAAAAGUAUUGGGGUGUGAUUAAUACAGUUAUGGCUAUUGGGACUCUUUUGGAUCCUAGGUACAAGAUGUAUUUAUUGAAUUUCUUUUUUAGUAAAAUAUAUGGUGAGACGGAGACAUGUGUUGUAAUUGGUCAAGUGAAAAGGGUAGUGCAAGAUUUAGUUUUAGAAUAUGCAACAAAGGGAAGAGAGAGAGACCAAACUGCUCAAUUAGAUAUGCCGCCGCCACCAUCAAUUCCUUUAAGUUCAAAGGGGAGGAAGUUCAAUCAUGAAGAUUGGCAAGCUGAUUUUGCUGCACAUGUAAGUGAGGAAUCUGCAUUUAUUGAUACAAAGAAUGAGUUGGAUUAUUAUCUUAAAGAGAGACCGGUACCACAAACUGAACAUGAUUUUGAUAUCUUAAAUUGGUGGAAGUCAAAUGGAGCAAAGUUUCCUAUUUUGCAAGCUAUUGCUAGGGAUUUUUUGGCGAUUCCUAUCUCUACCGUUGCCUCUGAAUCUUCAUUUAGUACGGGUGGUCGAUUUGUUACGCCACAUCAUAGUAGGUUGCGUCCGGACAUAUUAGAGGCUCUAAUGUGUAAUCAAGAUUGGUUUUGGAAUGAACUUGGCACCACAACAAACAUAGAAUUUGAGUGCUACACAAUUCAUAACAUUGAAAGAGAUGUUGACGAUUCAAGUAAGUCGGAUUCUACCAUCACUACCAUUACGGGAUGA